This is a messenger RNA of Chara braunii, 4533 nucleotides long. The record is from the annotation of a GenBank genome assembly. Lineage: Eukaryota; Viridiplantae; Streptophyta; Charophyceae; Charales; Characeae.
GGCCUUAAAGCCUUGGCGAGCUUUGCUGCCCAUUGUCUAUAGGGUUGCUGUCCGGCUGCCUGGCCUGCAGAGUCGGGUCGAGCGGUGUCUGGUCAAGCAGACUUAACUUCACUCCUCCAGGGUAAGACCGUGCUCAGUUGCUGUUUUUGGGGUCGGCUGCGUGGCCAAGAAUACUGCCAGGUCAAGCAGAGUAACUUCGCUGAUGUGGGAUAGUUAGUGGUUGACUAUCUUACUCCGACUUCUUAGCUGGUUGACAGCAGUUUGCUUAUCAAGUGGUUAACCCACUCUUGGCUCUGAAAUUGUUAAGCCUGCAGUUGUAACUCAAGUGCCCUCAUUCCCACAUCUAUUGAUCGAUUGAGGGGAGUGUAUGCAUUGAGAUUGCCGACCCUGUGGGUGCUGGCUGGCUCUUGCAAUGGCCUGCCAUCCGCUUACCUGAUGGGCUUGACAGCUGGCGAGCGAUAAGUGGUCCACUUGCAAGCUGCGAAGGCAGUUGAUUGAUUCGUGAUGGGCUAGUUGAGUGGGAAUAGCAGUUUUCGAAUAAACAAAUAGUGGUGGCUUCGCAUGCAGUUUAAAAUGAUGCGAAAGUGACCAAUUUACUAUCCAAUCCCCUUACUUGAUGCCCUCCGGCCCGCACUCUCUUUCAUGCACCUCGUCAUCUUUUUCAGGUGUCUCGUUGGAAGCUAAAGAAUCCGCAGGAGCCAAUCACCCACCUGCCUCCCGGAUGUUAAGGUCAGGCCUAUGUAGAAUCAGGAAUUGACAAGCAGCUAUAGUGCCCCAUUGAUUUUGUGCUUUGAGAACAUGUUAGCUCCAUACCAAGUCUAAAUGCAUUUACACGCGAGCAAGAUUAGAGAGUAUGCGCUGACACAGAAGGUAUAAAAAGGGAUACUGAAUGCACGUGAAUGAACUAUGAGGUAAUUGAAGUUCGACUGGAUGUGGAAAGAUCGGAGGCGUACUUUGGCUGAUCACAUAGGCACACUAUGAAUUGACAAGGCAGUGUACUGUGCUUGUCAGACUGAUCUGGAUUGUCAAUGAUAUUUGUUGAUCCUGAAGGGGCUUGACCGUGUUGAUAUCCUAUGGAGAGAUCUAUGUUCUAUGUAGUGCAGUAUCCCUGGUUGGUGGGUACUUCCUCAGCCUGUGAGAGAGAGGUGAGAGAUAAGCGAGAGGGAGGGAGCACAUGACAAGUUGGAGAGGGAGGCAGGUCUUGAAUAGUGGGGAACAAUAAAGUUGGGUGAGAUGAAAGGCAAUGAAAGUCAGCUGCAGGGUUUUGUUGUAGUAGGCAGAUGAGUAGCUAGUUGGCGUCAUAAGUGAACGAGGGACGGAACGUUAUGAUUUAUUGCCUUUUUUGUGAGAAAAAAAGUUGAGUGCUUGCCAACAAUGAAAGCUAUGAUAACAUUCAACUGGUACAGAUAGCCGUGUUCCGUGAGAUGCAAUCUUUCAACAGCCAUGUGUCGUCUGAUUGGAUACCAGGCGAAGGAUUGGCAGAAGGAGGCCGAGAAUGGAGACUUCGUUGAGUACGGGACAAGGAUUGCUCUCUUGAUCAACCGCGUCACGGACCUCCUCGCUACUUGCAUCGCACAGGAGGAGGACAUUCACUCUCUCGACCACGCCAAUCAGGCGCUGACUAAGCUCAUACAACAGCUGGAGCAGCGACCCGUCGCCACCUCCAGCGCCGGCCCCUUCGACCUCGUCGACCGCGUCAACGUCUUGGAGAUAGACGUGGGAACGCUCAAGACCGAGACUCAGCGACUUGACCAGCAGGUGGGGUCAGCAGCCACACCGAGCUCAGCGCCUCACGAAAGCAUCCCCAAAUUUGAGGGGCUCCCGAUCUUAUGCAAUGCAUCGAAGACGGAGCCUAUACCUUGGUGGCGCCAGUUCGAAUUGAAGUUGGACAUCCACCACGUUGUCAACACAAACCGGCACGCAUACUUGUACUCCCGGUCAGGAGGUGCUUGCCAGGCAUGGCUGGACAACGUGUUGUCCGCACAUGCAUGUACAGUCUCCGAGUUACACAACUUCAUCACCUGGGCCGAUCUCACGGCAGCAUGGAAGAAGCGUUUUCAAGUGGAACCGCCCGAGCACCAGGCGAUGGACAAGCUGCUGACAUUCACACAGAACAGCAUGCCAAGCGGAGAUUGGAUAUCAAAGUUCCAACGCCUGGCGAGCACGCCGAAGCUACCAAUGAACUUCGACGACAUCAAGCUUUACUUCAUUAAGCGGUCAUUCCCCGCUUUGCAAAACGCGUUGACUCAAGUCGCCAAGAACCUCCACACAAGUGAGGAACUCUUCAACAAGGCCGCGCAGAUCAUUGUCACGAACUUGGAAGCGAAGAACAUUGGUCGUUCGUCGACAUCCGGCCAGGGCGCGCAUCAGCAUCGAUCGAAAGUGGUCGUGGUCGCGGCAGCAACGCCAAGCGACCCUUCAACUUCAAACGAGGCUGCCUCGUCUGACGAGGGAGACAGACUAGCAGCUGCCCAGAAUGCCUUCUAUGCACCACCAACUUCGCCGACGGAGGACGAAGUCGCAGUGGGGGACAUUCUUGAGUAUGUUAGCAAGGUGGCACGAGAGUUUCGCACACAGCGGUACGGCGACAACAACGCACUGCUCCUUAAUGUGCGUAUCCAAGUAGGGCAAGCGUCCUGCAGCGCUUUGCUGGAUAGCGGCACGACUCGCAACUUCAUUAGCCAGUCCUUUAUGCGAAGGGCCGGUUUUGGCCCACAAGUUCGAAGGAAGGCACACCCUAUGACGAUCGAGUUGGCGGACAAUAGGAUGCAACAACUCUUUGAUCGCUACAUCGAGGCCCUGCCGGUCUAUUUCGCAACUCAUGCAUGCGAACCGGUGACGUUUUACGUUUUGGACACGGACUUCGACAUCAUUUUGGGCAUGCCUUGGCUUGCAAGUGCGGAUCACACGGUCAACUUCCAUCGGCGGACACUUACGGUCCGCGACCCGUUCGACGCCGAAGUCCCAUGUACCAUCCCUCUUCCGCACCCUUCAAUCCGGUGCCAAGUUGUAAUAGCCAAAUCUUUUCGGGCCACUUGCGCUUAUGAGCGGACCGAUGAGAUAGGCUUAUGUUUUGUUCGCACCAUCGCGGCAGCCGAAUCUCAACCCACGGACUUGUCUUCGGAUCCCCGUGUGGUAUGGUUGCUUGACGAAUUCGCCGACAUCUUCGAGUCACCUACCGGCGUGGUGCCGGAUCGACCGAUCUCCCACGAGGUCAUUCUCCAGGCCGAUGCCGUGCCGCCGAAAGGUUGCAUUUAUCGCAUGAGCGAGGAGGAACUUACAGAACUCCGCACGCAGCUCGACGAUUUGUUGGACAAAGGCUGGAUCCGGCCUAGUAGCUCACCCUAUGGUGCGCCUGUUCUCUUCGUGCGGAAGAAGAACAAGGAUCUUCACCUAUGCAUCGAUUACCGCAAGCUCAAUGCACAAACCACCCAAGACAUCGGCAACAGGACGAUCGCCUGUUGGAUGGCGUUCAUCGACCAGCUCGACUUCUUUCCCGAUUAUAUUCCGGGGACGUCAAACCGUUUCACGGAUGCGCUUUCACGAUGUUUGGAUCACUGCACCGCCGUCUACUCGACCUUCGAGAUAGAGGAUGACUUGCGGGACAAUUUCAUCCGCGACUAUCAAGUCGACCACGAAUUUCGCGACAAGGAAGCGAUUGCCAUGGACAUUACAGGGUCGUUCCCCAAGCACAUGACAGGCGUGGAUGGGAUUCUCAUGGUGGUUGACCGACUCACCAAGUUUGCCAUGUUUUUGCCUUGCCGUUAUCACGCUAAGGCAUCAGAGUUGGCCGAGGUUCUCUACGCCGGUUGGAUUCAAACCAAGGGUUGCCCCAAGGAGAUCAUCUGCAGAUUAGGAGGUUCUCUACGCCGAGACGUGCCAGCUACUGAAGUACCAUUGGACCCACGAAUUGUCGAGCUUCUCGACUCCUUUGGCGACGUUUUCGAAGCUCCCACCGGAAUCGUACCCGAUUGGCCCCUCUGGCACAAAAUCAUCGUUGAGGACAGGGUCGUACCUCCACGUGUUUGUAUCUACCUCAUGAGUGAGAAGGAACUUGAGGUGCUUUUUACGCAACUCGACAACCAUAUUGAGAAGGGUUGGAUUCGUCCUAGUUGCUUGCCCUACGGUGCACCCGUGCACUUCGUUCGGAAGAAAAACAAGGACUUGUGGCUAUGCAUUGACGACUGCAAGCUUGACACUCAAACCGUUAAGAAUGCUGGCCCCCUCCCGCGCAUCGACGAGCUUCUCGAACGUUUGGGAGGCACCACGUACUUCUCGAAGUUGGACCUCAAAUCCGGUUAUCACCAAAUUGGGAUCCAUCCAUGGAAUCGGUACAAGACGGGAGGAGACACUCCUCCGAAUACUGGAACUCGUAAGAUAUGUUGCAAGGAAAAUGAUAUGUGGACGACGGUGCUUGAUGAUGAUGAUGCCGAUGAUGAUAAUGAUGUUGAUGACAACGAAUAUGAUAUGGGUGAUGGUAAAAGCGAUGAUGGAUGACAAUGUCCAAGACGGUCCUAAGCGCAACAGUAGACG